Messenger RNA from Miscanthus lutarioriparius, 669 nucleotides. Lineage: Eukaryota; Viridiplantae; Streptophyta; Magnoliopsida; Poales; Poaceae. The record is from the annotation of a GenBank genome assembly.
AUGGCGCUCUCGCACCUCUCCCGCCGCCUCCUGAGUCCAACGGCUGCCGCUGCCGCCGCGCAUCUCCCCACCCCUAAGACAUUCGCCCAUGGCCGCGACCCCUUCAUACUCCUGAAUCCCGGCCGCCGCUUCUUCUCCGCGUCCUCAAACCCCAGCCCCAACCCCUCCUCCUCCGCGCCGUCGGAGCCCAGCCAGGGCGCCCCAUCCGCGCCCGUGUCGCCUGAUGAGAUGCGGCACCAGGAGAUCGAGGGCCCCACGGUGGAGCGCGACACGUCGCCGCUGGCCGACGAGACGCGGCGGGAGCUCGACGCGCUCCGCCGCACCGUGCAGCGCCUCAGCGGCUCGCUCGCGCUCCUCGGAGGGGCGCACCUCGCGGCCGGCGCGUGGAUCGCGUACGGUACCCCUCCGCUCGGUGUCGGUUCCGCCGCGGCGGUGCAGGGCGUGGCGGCGUUCGGGUUCCCCUUCGCGGUCGCCCUGGUGCUGCGCCGCGCCAUCAAGCCCAUCGCCUUCUUCCAAAAGAUGGAGGCCAACGCGAGGCUGCAGGUGCUCACUCUGUGCCUCCAGGCUAUGAAGAACGUUAACCUCAUGCUGCUGCGGACGCGGGUGAUGGCCAUCUCUUGCGCUCUGGGAGUGUCUGUCGCGUCAGUUGCUGCUGUGUUGAUGCGAUGA